AUGUCAACAACAGACAGCACCUCCACCCCCGACUCCUCGCUCGACGCCACCGUGCGCGAAGCGGUAAACAAUCUCUCUGCCCUCGGCAUCCCCGGGCUCCCCUCGCCAGCCGCCUCUCUCCCCUCGCGACCCGCACAACAAGCCCACCAGACCUCACGGCUGCCCCUGCCCUCCCAUCCCGCCCCUUCCGAGCCCGCCUUCGGGGACUCAGACGAGGACUGGGGCAACCUCCUCCCGACCGACGACGACGACGCCUCCCCGGACUCGAACGAGGACUUGAGCGAGCUGCCCUCGACCGAUGAAGAGACCGAGGACGAGACGGGCGGCGCUUUCGAAGAGCGGCGGGCGUUUGUUAGAAGCUGCAACGAGAAGGCGCGGAAGGCGCAGAGGAGGGAGAAGUUGCGGCACGGAGUGCUGCUGGUGAAUUCGGUGCUGGCUGUAAAGGCUGAUCCGUCUUUGAUGAAGAGGCCGAGGCGUGAUGAUGAGCGUCCCAGCAAGAGGCGGCGUGUUGGUGAGCCGGAGGAGGCGCCGCGCGGUGGUGCUGUGGUGGGGUUGGAGCGAGGGGAGGGGCGGAAGGGGUGUGGUGGUGCUGCACCGUUGAGGCUGCGGGGUGGUUGUGGGCGGAGAGUUAGGAGUAGAAGGAUGGAGAGGGAGACUGCGUUUGCGUCAUGCUGA
Molecule: messenger RNA, 675 nt
Organism: Coniosporium apollinis CBS 100218
Lineage: Eukaryota; Fungi; Ascomycota; Dothideomycetes
Exons: 1
Coding region: 1-675 (224 amino acids)
Source: RefSeq, a predicted model, not a curated record